Messenger RNA from Bombus pyrosoma, 1631 nucleotides. RefSeq names its product meiosis-specific nuclear structural protein 1-like. The transcript has 2 exons. The coding region runs from base 426 to 1619 and encodes 397 amino acids. The record is from RefSeq and is a predicted model, not a curated record. NCBI's taxonomy places the organism in Eukaryota, Metazoa, Arthropoda, Insecta, Hymenoptera, Apidae.
CAAGAAUCAUUGUUAAAUAAAGACCUAAGUAUCUAUUCGAUAUAGAUGAUAUCUCACUUAAAUCGAAGAUCUUAAUUAUUUCUGCUGAUGUUGAAGAUAAUAACAAAGUUCACUAGCUGUUACACACUGUGCAACGUAAUAUGUACGUUGUACAAUGAUAAAUCGAUCGACGUGUUAAUUAAUCACUGUACAACUCAAUCAAUGGGGAAAGCAAUUCGAAGAAUUGUGAUUAAUCGAUAUGAGUAGCCUCGUAAAAGUUUUAUUUUCUAAAAUACGAUGAUCAAAGUUAGUCAAGCGUAAUUGUAAAGAAAUCUGAAUCACAUUUGUUUGUUAAAAUAAGAGUGGCAAUACUUUGUUGGGUAAUUUCCAAACAGUUCAUAUCCUUGUAAAGUAACGUUGAACAGCGAAAGCUCGACGAGCCAGUCAUGGAGAAGGGGUCAAAGAAAGAAGAGACGCAACAAGAUACGACGAAAGUAAGAGAUUAUAUCGCGAAGCUACGACGAAGUAGUCGCAAUCGAGAAUCGUAUGACGAGAUCGCAGAACUCGAAGCUGAGCUGCGAAGGGCGUACAUUACGAAGGAGCUGCAAGCGCAAAUCCUAGAAAGGGAGACCGAGCGUUACAUCGAGAAUGUACGGAAACAACAAGCCGCAGAACUGAUGCGAUUGGAACAGCAGGCGGUCCUCGAGGAUGAUCUUCGCCAAAGAUCCGAGAGCCUCGAGAAGUCGGAAGAUUACAGGAAAGAACUGACUAUUCAGAUGAAACGGAAAGAAGAAGAGAAGAGUUUGAUGAUGGAGGAAGCUCGCCACGAGAGAGAAGUCUUAAUAGAAAUGGAUAGAAUAAGAGAACAGCAUGAAGAACUUAAAACGCUUGAGAGAAAAAACCAACUGGCUGAGACCUUAAGGCGAGAACGUUUAAUUUUUCAGGAAAUUAGGCAGAUUCGUGAGGAAGAGGAGAGGGUAGCUGAGGCGGAGAAACUUUACAAGGACGACAAAUAUUUAAAGGAAAUCGAUGAAAGAGUUAAAAGAGUGAGAAACCUUUACGAAGAACAAUUAAGAAGAAGGGAACGAACAAUGAGUAAGAUUGCCAACAUACUGAUAAAUGCAGAAACUAGAAAAAAAGAGAGAGAUAUUCUGAUAGACGAAUUGAUAGCUGAGGAUGUAAAGUAUGAGUCGUUGCUGAAAGAGGAAGUGGAAAAUAUUCAAAGGAAGAGGAUGAGAGAGGAAUUGGCGGCUAAUUUGAAAGAACAAAUUGUUUUCACAGAACAGUGUAAGUUACGAUUUGUUGAGCAAGAUAGAAUGUUCGCAGAAGAAAUUAUGCGAAAAAUUAUAGAGGAUGAGAAAACUUCCAGACUGACUGCUGCGGCUAGACGUAGAAUGCAGCUACAGUAUCGAGAGGAUUUGGCUCGAUUGAUCGAAACCCGACGUAAGAUUCGAGAAGAAGAGAUUUUCAAUACUCAGGAAACUGUUAAAGAAGAAAAGAGGCGAGAAGAAGCUAAUCUAGAACGUAUUAAAGAGGAUAGAAAACGAUUGCUGGAAAAGCACGCGUCGAAUGUUGGUGACUUUAUUAAUAAAAGCGCUCUUUCUGAAGAGGAGCAAAAGAUUAUCGAACAAUUCACAUAAUUUAACGAGUUU